Oreochromis niloticus (Nile tilapia) is the source of this 1519-nucleotide messenger RNA. It is a transcript of the gene mlf2, whose product is annotated as myeloid leukemia factor 2. The transcript is spliced from 9 exons. The record is from RefSeq and is a predicted model, not a curated record. Bases 289 to 1050 code for a protein of 253 amino acids. NCBI's taxonomy places the organism in Eukaryota, Metazoa, Chordata, Actinopteri, Cichliformes, Cichlidae.
GCUUUGUUAGCUUUGAUGCUAGCUUGAUAGCAGCGUUGCUUCCCUUUGUCAGAGGACUGACUUCCGUUUUUGUGUUUUCUCCAGGUUUCUGGAAAUCGCUGUUUAUUGAGACGCUACGAUUUCUGCCACCUUGUUAAGCAGUAGUAAUUGUGCGUGGUUUUCGAGAGGGAGCUGGUAAAAGAUCCCCAACUUCAGCUUAAAUCGAGUUUGAGUUCAUUUGCUAUCAGCCUUUAAAAACUGUUUACCUUGCUAGCUGGCUCGAAUCAGCCAGCUGAGAAAUCACCUAGCAUGUUUCGGUUCUUGAGUGACGUUGAUGAAGAUCCCUACAUGAUUUUACCUUCACCUAUGGAUCCGUUUGCAGCUCACAGGCAGCAGAUGAGGAGUCUAUUUGGACCAUUUGGCAUGGAGCCUUUCCCUCUUGCGCCUCAGAUGCAGCCACACCGUGCAUCACGCAGACAGGCUGGCCCACUGGCUCCUUUUGGCAUGAUGGGAAUGGGUGGAGGGUUCAUGGAUAUGUUUGGCAUGAUGGGAGAAAUGAUGGGAAACGUGGACAGAAUGUCUGGUUCGCCAAACUGUCAGACGUUUUCCUCCUCAACAGUGAUCUCAUAUUCGUCAACAGACCCAGGGGCUCCUAAAGUUUAUCAGCAGACCAGUGAAACAAGGACAGGCCCAGGGGGGAUCCGUGAGACGCGGCAGUCGGUGAGGGACAGCGAGAGCGGCCUGGAGGGUCUUGCCAUUGGCCACCACAUUGGAGACCGUGCACACAUAAUGGCGCGUUCACGAAAUCGCCGCACUGGAGACUGUGAAGAACGGCAAGACUACAUUAACCUGGAUGAGAGUGAGGGUCCAGCAUUUGACGAGGAGUGGAGAAGAGAAGCAGGAAGAUACGCUCCCCCGAAUGCUCGUGGGCUGGACUACGCCCGGGAUCGGCGAGGAGGCGGCCAGCAGCUCGCUCUUACCGCUCCUCCCAGUUCAACGUCUCCACCAGGUCAUCGGCACGAGUCCCCCAGACACCGUCAGCCCCAGACCCGCCCACGUUACGACUGGUGAGAAGGUGUUCCGUAUAACAAUGCGACCAGAUUGAAGGAGUUGAGGAUUUCCCCGAUGCUGUGAACCACGAUGAGGACGGGAAGUUGAUGCCCGCCAUAAAUGUUUGAUAUGACUGGACUGUCUUUACAUGAACAACAUAUUAUACACACACACACCCACACGCACACACAAUGGUUAGAGUUUAAAUUCUUUACUCUUACACACACAGACACACACUUACAAACGCCCCUGUGUAAACAUGGGUAUAACUACACUCACUUAAUGUAUAAAUAUAUAUAAACACUCAUUCUCUAAACUUGACAUGUGUCUUUGCCCACUGCACUAAAGUGCUACAGUAUACAGUACAUCUGCUGUACAAUCCAUUUUAUGUUUGUGAAGACACUCGUGUGUCGGUGAAUUGAAUUGUAUACUGAUAACUAAUUAAUGUAAUAAAUAAAAAGUUCAUUAAACAUUGUUAGAUAAUUGCGAA